CUAUUGAGAGGUGGUGGUUUACAAACUGAGAGAGUCACACUUGGAACUUCAAAGCCCAUCUCUCAUGGCUUUCUCUGCAACUUUUUCACAAAGCUCCUUCUCAUACUUAUCAUCAUUCCCACAUACCAGAAAAACAAACCCUCUUCGUCUAUGGUCAAUUAAAGCCGUAAAAUCGACCGAACCAGAGAAUGAGAAGCUUGCAGAGACAAAAUCUGAAGGCUCCUCCAAUGCCCAACCUUCAACCUCUGUUUCUAAGCUUCCAAAAAAACCCGUAUAUUCCAUGAAGAAAGGUCAAAUUGUUAGGGUGGACAAAGAGAAGUAUCUCAAUAGCGUCAAUUAUUUAUCUGUUGGACAUCCUCCUUACUACAAAGGCUUGGAUUACAUAUAUGAAGACCGCGGUGAGGUCUUGGAUAUACGUAUAUUUGACACAGGGGAGUAUGCACUGAUUGCAUGGGUAGGGAUCCCAACUGCACCUGCCUGGCUUCCAACAGAAAUGCUCAUUAAGUCUGAUAGGCUCAAUUAUGAGAGAAUGUAAAUUAUAUGCUCCUCCGGCAGAAUUUUAAGAUCAGAUGAUGGUUAUCGAUAUUGCUUUCCUCGUGCAGUGAUAUUUAGAAGAAGAAAAAAUAAUUGUCUUGAGGAUUCUUUGGUUUGUCAUCAAAUGGCUACUUUUUGUGUUUUUCAGAAAAAUAUAUGCGAUUUUUGUAUAUCUGUCAAAAUAUAACGCGAUUUGUUUGGAGAUGAUGCUAAUAAUGUCUUCUUCUGCA
Cornus florida is the source of this 764-nucleotide messenger RNA. RefSeq names its product NAD(P)H-quinone oxidoreductase subunit O, chloroplastic. Gene Ontology annotation, molecular function: oxidoreductase activity, acting on NAD(P)H, quinone or similar compound as acceptor. Bases 65 to 535 code for a protein of 156 amino acids. The transcript is spliced from 6 exons. Lineage: Eukaryota; Viridiplantae; Streptophyta; Magnoliopsida; Cornales; Cornaceae. Gene Ontology annotation, cellular component: plasma membrane. The record is from RefSeq and is a predicted model, not a curated record.